Messenger RNA from Gadus chalcogrammus (walleye pollock), 3668 nucleotides. It is a transcript of the gene enpp2, whose product is annotated as ectonucleotide pyrophosphatase/phosphodiesterase 2. The coding region runs from base 52 to 2676 and encodes 874 amino acids. Gene Ontology annotation, molecular function: alkylglycerophosphoethanolamine phosphodiesterase activity; phosphatidylcholine lysophospholipase A1 activity; nucleic acid binding. The record is from RefSeq and is a predicted model, not a curated record. Lineage: Eukaryota; Metazoa; Chordata; Actinopteri; Gadiformes; Gadidae. The transcript is spliced from 25 exons. Gene Ontology annotation, biological process: phosphatidylcholine catabolic process; immune response.
CAUCACUCCUUCCCCCACCUCCAGCACAGGACCGUACUCUGACACUUGAACAUGUUGUUGGAUAAACUGGUGCUGUGCGUCCUGUCCGCCCUGUGUAACUGUGAGUUGUGCGGGGGAUUCGUCUACGACCGGCCCAGACGGUCUGGAGAGGGGGGAGGCUCUCCCAGGACUGAGUCUCGCUAUGCGUCUGCUUAUCUGCCGGGCUCUGGCUCCUGUAAGAGCCGGUGCUUUGAGCUCCACGAGACGGAGCCGCCCUACUGCCGAUGUGACAACCUGUGUAAGACCUACAGCAGCUGCUGCUCCGACUUCGACCGGCUCUGCCUCCGCACGGAGGGCGGCUACGAGUGUAGUAAGGACCGCUGUGGAGAGGCCCGCAACGACCUCCACGCCUGCCAUUGUUCUGAGGACUGCCUGGCCAGAGGAGACUGCUGCACCAACUACAAGAGUCUCUGUAGAGGAGACACACCAUGGCUGCAGGAGGAGUGUGAGGAGAUCCGGGCCCCGGAGUGCCCUGCUGGGUUUGUGCGUCCCCCCCUCAUCAUGCUGUCGGUGGACGGCUUCAGGGCGUCCUACAUGAAGCGCGGCGGCAGCGUCAUGCCCAACAUCGAGAAGCUGCGAACAUGUGGUACUCAUGCACCCUACAUGAGACCGGUUUAUCCAUCCAAAACAUUCCCCAACCUUUAUUCCCUGGCCACGGGCCUCUACCCAGAGUCUCACGGGAUCGUUGGGAACUCCAUGCAUGACCCCGGGUUCGAUUCCACCUUCACCCUGAAGGGCAGAGAGAAACUCAACCAUCGCUGGUGGGGCGGGCAGCCCAUCUGGAUCACAGCCAUCAAGCAGGGCCUCAAGGCCGCCACUUUCUUCUGGCCCAUUGCGAUUCCUCUCCAGCGGAGAAUCCUGACCAUGCUGCAGUGGCUGCAUCUCCCCGAGGGCGAGAGGCCCUACGUCUACGCCAUGCACUCGGAGCAGUCGGACGCGUAUGGACACAAAUUUGGCCCCUUGAGUCCAGAGGUGAACAUCCCUCUGAGGGUGAUUGACAGGAUCGUCGGCCAACUGAUGGAUGGCCUGAAACAGAUGAGACUCGAUCGCUGUGUCAAUGUCAUCCUGGUGGGAGAUCACGGUAUGGAGGAUGCCAGUUGUGAGAGGACAGAGUUCCUCAGCAACUACAUGUCCAACGUUGAUGACAUCAUCCUUGUCCCUGGGUCGCUAGGCAGAAUUCGCUCCAGGCAUCCCAACAAUCCAAAAUAUGACCCAAAGGCUCUCGUUGCAAAUCUAACGUGUAAAAAACCUGAGCAACACUUCAAGCCGUACUUGAAGCAGCACCUUCCCAAACGGCUGCACUACGCCAACAACCGCCGCAUCGAAGACAUCCAUCUUCUGGUGGAGAGGAAGUGGCAUGUGGCCAGGAAAGGGCCGGAGGGAAAGAGGCACUGUGGCUUCUUAGGGGACCACGGCUACGACAACAAGAUCACCAGCAUGCAGACCACGUUCUUAGGGUACGGGCCUACCUUUAGGUUCAAGACUAAAGUGCCACCCUUUGAAAACAUUGAGCUUUAUAAUGUCAUGUGCGACCUCCUGGGUCUGAAGCCGGCCGCCAACAACGGGACCCACGGCAGCCUGAACCACCUGCUGAGGAGCCCGGUCUUCAGGCCCGCCAUGCCCGAGGAGGUGUCCAGGCCGUCGCCGCCAGCCCCCGUUCCCACGGUAACAGACGACCUGGGCUGCGCCUGCGACGACAAGGUCAGCCUCGAUGUCUCGGCGGCAGCCCCGGGGCGUUCUAGCAAACGUCACGGACAACAGCGCUUUGAGGCCAUGCAGAACAAAGUGGAGGAGCUAAACCAACGACUGAAGCAAGCUAUUGAUGACAGUAGAAACCUGCCGUACGGACGGCCCGCGGUCAUGUUCCGCGCCAAGUACUCUGUCCUCCACCACAGCGACUUUAUCAGUGGCUACAGUGAGGCCCUCUCCAUGCCCCUUUGGACGGCCUUCACCGUGGGCCGGCAGGUGGAGGUGCACCCCCUGCCCGAGAGCCUGUCUAACUGCGUGAGACCGGACCGCCGCGUGCCCCCCGCCUUCAGCCAGUCCUGCACCAACUACAGAGCAGACAAACACAUGUCCUACGCCUUCCUGUACCCCCCGCAGCUCUCUUCAACCAUGGAUGGGAAGUACGAAGCACUCCUCAUCACCAACACAGUUCCCAUGUAUCCUGCUUUUAAAAAGGUUUGGGGCUUCUUCCAGAGGGCUCUGGUGAAGAGGUACGCCAUGGAGAGGAACGGGGUGAACGUAGUGGCCGGACCCAUCUUCGACUACGACCACGACGGAGUCAGGGACUCUGCUGAGAAGAUGAAACAGUAUGUGAGCGGUACGAUGCCCAUCCCCACACACUACUUUGUGGUGGUGACCAGCUGCCUAGACUUCCCCCAGGCCGCAGACGUCUGCACGGGGCCCCUGAGCAGCUUCGCCUUCGUCCUGCCUCACAGACCGGACAACGAGGAGGCCUGCAACAGCUCUGAGGACGAGUCCCGGUGGGUCGAGGAGCUGAUGAAGAUGCAUACGGCCAGGGUCCGAGACGUGGAGCUCCUGACAGGGCUGGACUUCUACCGCCGGACCAACCAGAGCUACCCCGAGAUCCUGUGGCUGAAGACGUACAUGCACACCUACGAGAGUGAGAUCUGAACAGCCACGCAGCGUACAGGGCCUUUCUGGUCAGUCCCACACAUGCAGUUCACAGCAAGAUCUGAAAUGUUCAACUAAAAAGAGAUUAAGCUCCCAAAAAUCUUUAAAUGUAUAAAAUGCAGUAUUUAUUUUGUUCAAUGGGUUUUUAAGAAUGUCCCUUGGAGAUAGACAUUGAAGUGGUUGGUGUGGGUAAAAGUCCGGCCAUGUUUACCGCAAUGUUUUCAACGUAUAAUUGUUGGAGUUAAGGUGGGGGAUGUUUGAGUAUGGGGUCAAGAAUCAGCCGAUUUAGAGAAAUGCUUUGUGUCCCUUUGAACUGUGUUCUUCUGCUGGUGGUGUGACUGCUGGUGGUGUGACUGAGACCAAAUGAUCACUAUUUGUCUUAUUUUUUUGUAACGUGAUGUGUUGCUGGAUGUUUAUAUUUUGAUACUUGUACUCUAGCUUCUCGUCAUUCAAAGUACACCAAUCUAUAUGUCCCCAACAUUGAGCACCAGCAGGAUAUGCUGUUUACAUAAUGUGUCCCGCUUGGCUACUUAAAAGCUACAUAAGGUUUGGUUUUACUGGUUCGCAACUAACCUUGUAGCUCCAAGUGGAUGAUCUGAUGAACAUUGCUGGAUGAAUAUUGAAUGAGUGUGAUGUUGUUACACAAUGUGAACAACCUUGAUAGUACCACUGCUUUAUGAUUUGCUUGUACCAAAAAUAGUGGGACCUUAAGCUGUCAAUCAAAAGUGCACACAGGGGGAAGUCUGCUCUGGACUAGCUUCAGAGUUAGCCUCGAACCCUCCAUUCAUCCUUCACUACUUUUACCGUAGAUAAAAUGUGGAAUACCUCGCAGGGCUCCAGACUAACGUUGAACUAAGUUUCUCCUUUAGUGGCAGUAGCACAUUUUUUGUCACACAGUAACUGGAUGAUCCUAGGGUUUGGUUCUCUGUUCUAGUGCUACGGUUAGGGGCUCUGAUUGUUGGGGAUUGGGUUAGAGUUAGGGGUUCAUAUGG